AAAAAUAGGAAAAGACAGAAGAAAGCUUCAAAUCAGCUCAUAAUCUGAAGAUGGUUACCAAAUUUCAUACUUUUAUUUUCUAGUUUGAUCUGUUCUGUGUGUGAACUGUCUAUCAACUUCAAAUUGGCUAUCUGUGGACAUGAUAUAUGUUCAGUGAUGAAGAACAUUUGGUGUUCAAGAAAAUGCAUGCGUUUUCCACAGUGGAUGGCUUUGUAUCGAUAACCGAGUCCUUAGCAGACAUGAUAAAGUUCCUUGCAAACGAGCCCUCAGCAGGGCUUUUCCACGUUCAACAACAUACACAGAAUACGGUGCCCAACCUUAUCCAUCUCAAUAACAAUAUGGAGGAAAAAUCUCGUCAAGUGACUUUGCACACAGCCGAUUCAGAGGAUUCCAUCGUCAUGGUCAGGUCAAUGAAAGAGUGUGGCUUCUCAAUUGCUAAUGAAAUGAUUAAAGAUCUCAGACAUUCCCUAGCUAUCAUGUCUGAGAAGAAGCUGAGAAGUGGAUUUAUAAGUAAUAGACCAAGUUCAAGUUUCCGGAUAGGGAGAACUAUCUCUUGGAAUCCUGCUACUUGGGGUCAACAAAAUACAUGUCCGGAACCAGAUGGUGAGAGGAAUGUUGGUUAUAUUUCAAAUGUUUUUAAGUCAGCAAAAGAAAAAGCUAGUAGCUUCAAGUGGCCUCAGAUGGAGUCCAUAGAAUUUAAACCAGCAAAGAAUGAAGCAUCUUUGCCUGACCAAGAUGAGCAAUCUGUGACCUGUUCGAAUGAUGCGCCAUUAACGGCAGAUGCCAGAGGUCAACGGUGAAACGUUGCUGUUCUCAAGCCAAACUGUUGAUGUGCUACAAGACAUGUGCAGGUAAAUGAAAGCACGUCCAAUGAUCGAAUUUUCUUUAUCAGAAAACUAUGAGGAGUUUAGGCUGAUAGAGACGCAAAACUCGAGUGGUCGGGAUGAACGGUCAAUAGAGGCGGAGUUAAGAUUUUGAAUUUAUCGGCCGUGGAUUCUAGAAAAAAUACCUUACUGAGUUCUGAAUA
Molecule: messenger RNA, 1027 nt
Organism: Lycium ferocissimum
Lineage: Eukaryota; Viridiplantae; Streptophyta; Magnoliopsida; Solanales; Solanaceae
Exons: 3
Coding region: 147-800 (217 amino acids)
Source: RefSeq, a predicted model, not a curated record